This is a messenger RNA of Striga hermonthica, 1377 nucleotides long. NCBI's taxonomy places the organism in Eukaryota, Viridiplantae, Streptophyta, Magnoliopsida, Lamiales, Orobanchaceae. The record is from the annotation of a GenBank genome assembly.
AUGGGAGCCAGAUUGAGCUUAACCAAUCACAAACCGACCCCAAACGACCCACUCGAGGCUUCCCUAUCGAACAAGUCCCGCAAGAGACAGAGGACAUUCCCCAUCCUCUGGGACAAGAAUCCCCGCCUCAUCCCCAACCUCCCGGAUGAGAUAUCCCUUCAGAUCCUUGCCCGUGUCCCGCGCAUAUGCCACCUCAGCGCCAAACUCGUCUCCCGCAGCUGGAAAUCUGCUCUGACAAGCACUGAUUACUACACACUGAGAAAAGAACUCGGCACGACUGAGGAGUGGCUCUACAUCCUGACAAAACACGAUGGCGAGAGGCUCGUUUGGCAUGCCCUCGACCCUGUCACUGCCACCUGGCAGCGCCUGCCUCUCAUGCCGAACAUGCCUUGCGAGGACGGGCCUAGAAUGGGCCUGUGGAAUGUUCUCGGAUCGAGCGUCAUAGCCGAUGCCAUCAGAGGGUGGCUCGGUAGAAAAGACCCGUUGCAAGAAAUCCCGUUCUGCGGCUGCUCGAUCGGGGCCGUCGCCGGGUGUCUGUACGUGAUCGGCGGGUUCUGCCGCUCCUCGGCUGUAAAAUCCGUGUGGCGUUACGAACCCGUCACAAAUUCAUGGGCCGAGGUUGCCCCCAUGUCAGUCGAACGGGCCUACUGCAAAACGGGCGUUCUGAACGGGAAACUCUAUGUUGUCGGGGGCGUCACGCGGGGCCGGGGAGGAUUGCUUCCCCUCCAGUCGGCUGAAGCCUACGACCCGUGCAAAGGCCUUUGGGCCGAGGUCCCGAGCAUGCCCUUUUCAAAAGCCCAGAUUCUCCCGACAGCCUUUUUAGCAGACUUACUCAAACCGAUUGCCACUGGCAUGACUUCGUACAGGGGGAAACUGUACGUCCCACAGAGCUUAUACUGCUGGCCGUUUUUUGUGGAUGUGGGCGGGGAGGUUUAUGACCCGGAAUCGGGCUCGUGGGCUGAGAUGCCCGCGGGUAUGGGUGAAGGCUGGCCCGCGAAGCAAGCGGGCACAAAAUUGAGUGCGGUUGUGGAGGGGGAGCUUUAUGCGCUGGACCCAUCGAGCUCGCUUGAUAGUGCCCAGAUCAAAGUGUACGAUAACGAGGAGGAUUCUUGGAAGGUGAUUGAAGGGGAAGUGCCUGUUCGUGACCUGGCAGACUCCGAGUCACCGUAUUUGCUGGCGGGCUUUUUGGGGAAGCUGCACGUCAUCACAAGGGAUGCUGACCGGAAUAUACUGGUCAUGCAGGCUGACAGGCGGAACGGGCCUGAUGUGGGCCCGUCUGGCGAUGCCUCAUUGUUGGGGAGUAUGUGGAGGGUUGUCGCGAGAAAGAGCGGCUGUGGGUCGGCCGAGCUAGUUAGCUGUCAGAUUCUUGAUGUCUAG